Messenger RNA from Mercenaria mercenaria, 2833 nucleotides. Its product is annotated as proprotein convertase subtilisin/kexin type 5-like. Bases 23 to 2476 code for a protein of 817 amino acids. The transcript has 2 exons. NCBI's taxonomy places the organism in Eukaryota, Metazoa, Mollusca, Bivalvia, Venerida, Veneridae. The record is from RefSeq and is a predicted model, not a curated record.
GUACUUGUAUUUUAGAGAGUGUAUGACGAAAUGUCCUAAUAAUGCUCCAUCAGCUAGUUUUGGCAAUAAAACUUGUGUAUACAGGGAAUGUUCAGAAAAUAGACCAUUUGUUGUUAAUAAUACUUGCGUGGAAAAAUGUCCAAACACAGAUCAAUUAACAUUUACUGAUAGAUAUUAUGGAUUCAACUACUGUGUCAAAAACUGUGAAGGUAAAUACAGAUUUAACAAUUCUUGUGUCAACGUAUGUCCACCAUUGACUGUAGCUGUCAAUAACAGCUGCCUUAAUCAUUGUCCUAGCAAUACAUCAUAUACUUGCAUGGUAAAAAAAGGAUAUCAGUGCGGUAAAAAUCCAUUUCGGGGCUAUUUUGAUCACGCAGUUUGCGUGAAUACCUGUCCCCAAAAUAUGUUGAUUUGGAAGCAGUCGUGUGUGAAUACAUGCCCUGACGGACUUGCACUUUUUGGAAAUGAAUGUGCCGACACAUGCCCUUUAUAUUAUCCAUACAAGAGUAACAGCACAAAAACAAAGGAUUGCGACUGGGCAGGUAGAUGUAGAGAGGCUGAAACUCUACUAAAAUGUGUAAGAAAAUGUCCAGCUGAUAGUUAUGUCGUCAACAAUACAUGCCUAUCUCAUUGUCCAUAUCCUCUACUUCAUACAAACAAUGCAUGUGUACUAACUUGUCCAAGUUCAGCUCCUUUCACUCGCAACUCGACACUCGUUUUAGAAAGCUGGACUUAUGUGUCAUCUUACUAUUCUAGGAACAGGCCUUAUCGACGAAAUAAGCAAGAAAAGGUUAUUCAGAAAUGUAUCAAUUAUUGUGCUGAUGGACAGUUGAUCUUAAAUUUGACAUGCGUUAAUAAAUGUCCAGAGGACCACCCAUACAUCCAUAAUAGAAUAUGUUUGGGGCAAUUGUGUGAAACUCAGUAUUCCACAGAGAGUUCAUUUGGGAUCAUUUGUACCGACAAUUGCAAACCUCAGCAGUUUGUUCACAACAAAAAGUGUGUAGAAACGUGUCCUGUUACUAAUGUGCUUUUUAAUAGAACUUGCGUUGACUACUGUCCAGAAAGCCAUUUACUUACUAGUACGUAUAUUGUAGGAGAAAUCUGUUUAACGUCCUGCUCAGCUCAGAACGUAAUUAAGGAAUGCGUUGAAAAAUGCCCUGCUGGACUUUUUGAACUUGAAAAAACUUGUGUAGAAUUUUGUCAUAAACCACUGUAUACCACAGAUGACAAAUGUGUCGAAUCAUGUCCAUCUGAUCGGCCAUAUACCGUAACAUCUUCAAUAACGGUGGCAAAAUGGAGCAAAGAUGGGAACCGGUACAAGAAAAAAAGUAUCAGUGAAGAUAUUUUGAAAUGUGAAGCCAAGUGUCCUGCUGAUAAAGUAUUAUCUGGUACAGCAUGUGCAAAUAGUUGUCCACUGAACUCUAGGUUUAUAACGAAUGGCAAAUGUAGAAGUGACAGUUGCAAAACAAAAUAUAAGUUCUAUACGUCAGCAGGAGUUUUGUGUUUCGAUAAGUGUCCGAAUGAUUUAUUUCUCCACAAUGACACGUGUUAUUUACAGUGUCCGGAUAAUCUCUACGCAAUGGGUCAAAAAUGCAUAAAUGACUGCCCGCCAACUCAUGAAGUCAUGAAUGAGGAAACAAUCGUAAAGCAAUAUUACAAUUGUUCUUGGCGAUCAGGAUUGCUUUGUACUGACAGCCUUCUUUCUGUUAUGCGAUGUCGCAAAGAAUGUCCUGAAAAAAAAGUUCUUCACAACGGCAAAUGCUUAGAUUUUUGUUUAAAAUCCACGUUCAUGUUUGAUAAUGCUUGUGUUACAAAAUGCCCUGAAUCACAUCCUUUUAUGCAACCAACGCUGGCAACUAUAUCAAAGUGGGAAGAAUUGACUGACGAUAGCUGGUUUUUGUAUACCGAAAAUCAUCCAGUAAACAUAUGUACUGCUCAGUGUCAUGGUGAUUAUCCUCUGCAUUUCGAAAACACUUGUUUCAAUGAUUGCCCUAAGCCUGCUCCAUAUAUCGACCAAAACUCUUGUGUUAAAAAUUGUCCUGGAGAUAAAAUGAUCGAUAUUAAAACAAAAGUGUGUGUGGAUAAAUGUGCGAAUGACAGGGGAUUGUUUAAUCAUUCUUGUCACUAUAAUUGUCCAGAUAAGAAAAAGUACAUUUUUGAUGCACAUUGUGUUUCCGAAUGUCCCCGUUCGCACCCGGUUGCUAUAAAAGAAAAUAGAUUUAUCUGCCAAAAAUCAUGUGAAAAUGAACAAAUAUUUAAAGACGGUGAGUGUAUAUCAAAAUACGACUGUGACGAUCCAAUGUUUGUAUAUGAAGGACUUUGCCUUCGUAAAUGCCCUGAUGCGUUUGUAUGGGUUGGCAGCUGCAUGGAUACAUUGGGAGCAAAAAUUGCUAUUGCGGUAUUAGGCGUUGUUUGGCUGCAGCAGACAUGGCAUCAUGGACAACCUACAUGUUCUAAGACUGAUGUCUGCUACUGAGGAAGAACUGAAAGAGAUACAGAAACCGCACUUACGAUUAUCUUCGAAAAGGAAAAACGAAAUGGAAGACGAAAUUCCGCUUCAAGGGAUGUUUUCUUACACUGAUAACGAAGAAACAUGCCCGAUGGAAAUGCAAUAUGAAAAUACGGACAACAAUCGGAAUAGUGAUCAUACCAGAUUAUGAAUAUGUAGUUUUCUUAUGCUUUAUGACUUGUGUUUAGAUAUUCCUACAGCAAUGUAACUUCGAUUGGUGACAAUUUUUAAAAUAAAAUUACAAACGUCGUAUUAUGAAUCAGAAUUAUUCAGCGGAAAUUACAUAUUGAAGAUGGUCAAAUAAAAUGAUGAAUUGACUGUGCA